GAACAGUAGUCAUUCGUGUCGCUCUACCAAGCCAAGUGAGUUAUUUAUGCACGUUUUUUUUAAACAUCAUGUUCUCCCUGAAGUGAACAAACGUGUUUGUUUUUUGUUAAAAACAGAAAAGGAUAAUUGGCCAUGAUGAACAGGAAAGGAGACAAGUGCGUAAAGAGUGCGCCUCGGAGCCAGAACCCAUCCAAGGUGUCCCACUCCCAGCAAGAAACCACCCAAAAGAGGAAAAAAGAUUCACCGACAUCUAUAGACAGCCACAAUUGCAGUCAGGCAAGAGGCAUAUCGACAGGUAUCCGUGGUCCUGGUAAAGAGGGGAAAACUACGGCAAAACGUCCAGGAAGUCUGUCAACAAGUGCGGUGACAGAGUGUCUGAGGAGCCCUGCUGCUCAAAGAAAACUCUCGGAUGCCAGUAAUGCCUCCGAGGACCUGAGCAAAGACUCUGGAUGCUUGUCGGGGAAACUCUCCUCCGACAGCAGCUCGGAAAUAUCCGAUUGUACAUCGGAAGGCAACAAGCGCGACUCUCCCGUCAUCGACACCGAAUUAAACUGGACAGACGGGAGAGCUUACCAGAGCGCGACCACUGACAGCAGAGACAACAGUAAAGUGUGUGCCAAACCAGCGGGGACCACUUGCUGUCCACCUAUGGAUACUCGUGGAGGGGCAAUGACUUUGUACAACUCUUCAGGAACAUUUAUGCAUCUCAUGAUGGCAGAAACAAGGGAGGACCUAGUCAAGGAAGUGGACGAUUUGAGGUCAGAGAACGAGUAUCUGAGAGAUGAGGUGGAGGAAUUGCGCUGUGAGAUGCUGGAAAUGCGUGACAUGUUCCAGGAGGAGGAGGCGUGCCAGCUGCAUGACCUGCGGCAGCAGCUGGAGCAGGCCAACAAGACCUGCCGCAUCUUACAGUACCGCCUUCGUAAGGCUGAGCGCCGCAGCAUACGAGUGGCCCAGACCGGGCAGGUGGAUGGCGAACUGGUCAGGACCCUAGAGCAUGAUAUCAAGGUUGCAAAGAGUGUGUCCCUGCGACUGUACACUGAGCUGGAGGCGGUGCAGAAGAAGAACAGCCAGUUGGAGUGGGAGAAUGAGAUGCUACGAGAGAAGACACAGGAGCUGGAGGUGGCCAAGCACGUCUUGCAGGCUGAGUUGGAGAAAGCCAGAGAAAGCUGUUUGAAGAAGAGAAGCAUCAGAUCAGCAGCCAAUAAAGCCGAGAGGAGGCUCUCUCAACAGAUUGAGGAUGACAAUGAUCUCAAGUGCCAACUCCACUUUGCCAAAGAAGAAUUGGCUCUCAUGUGCAAGAAGCUCACCAAGUUGGUAUCAGAGAGCGAGGGCAUGCACGAGCAGCUGGCCAGGUACCAUUCACUGUAUGGCGACAUUGAUGCCGCCCAGUCACCUGAAGGCAAACAAAGGUCCGCCCAUGCCAGGGAAGCAGAGGUCAAAGUUCACUUGAAACUGGUGGAAGAGGAGGCCAUGCUCCUGAGUCGCCGCAUCGUAGAGCUGGAGGUGGAGAAUCGUGGGCUGCGUGCGGAAAUGAAUGACCUCAGAGAGAAAGAAGGAGGAGCAGAUGAGGAGGGAAAUCGGAAUGUUUCGGAGGAACAUGUGUCUCCUUCCACUUUGAGGAAGAACAGAAAGCAAAGAUGUCAGAGACUGAGAAGUGCUAUGCAUGAGAAGGAGCAGGACGAAAAGGCAGCUCAGAGUUUAGUCGAGACAUCUUCACUCUGUAGUCAAUCACAGACUGAAGGGCAGAUUCCUUCUUGUCAGGUCACAAGAGAAGGUCCUGUAGGUGGCGAGUGGGAUCCAUCAGAGAGCAAAAGCAAGCAAACACCUGACAACAACCUGAAAGGAAUGACUGUAAACGAUUUUACAGCUCUUGUAGCUCUCAGAGAUCAUGCCUGUGUGUUUAGCUCAGCAAUCCAGUUCAUGACAACUCCAUCCAAAACUGGCCAUUGCUCAUCUCCCUCCGGGUCUUUAAAUGAGGCACUAGAACUACUACAGGCCAUGCUGCAAGCUUUUAUCAUAAGGAUGGAGGUGCUUCUAAUGGACCAAAAAUAUCCUAGCAAAGACAGUCAGGUUUGGGAUUUCAAUCGAGACAUGUACAGUCAGUGUCUCAUAGAGUCAGCAAGAGAGCAGGAACGUGUUCAUGACCACCAUACUGUGGAGUCUGAGAGACCAGAAGAAAGGACAAAAGAGUCUCCGUCCAAAUCUGACCUCGUCCACAGCUGCAGGGAGCCAAAGCUGCAAUUGUCCUUGCAGAUUCUGUGGAUUCUCCACCAGUGGUGUCAAGAAGGGAAAGAGGCUAAAGUCAAAACCUUGUCUGUGUUGCGGGGUUUGUUGCAAAGCCUUGGUACUGAGCUCCAGGAGGAAACACUUGACAGCAAGGCCAGUGUGGUCCACAAGGCAGUAACUGAGUGUGCUGUCAGUGGUAUUGUCAAUGAUGAAAGACCCUCUGAUGCUGUCAGAAUGUGCAGUUCAGUCAUGGAGAGACUUAAGCGGCAACUUUCUCCACGUUCCUACAAGAGGAAAGACUGGUGUUAUCUGAGCAAGCAGGCUGCCCAACUAGACCGGGAGGACCCUGUUAAGACGUGGGACCAUCUAAUCAUGCCGCUUAGCUUCCCUGAUCUUAACUUUGAGCAGAUGUCCAUGGAGAGGAGCCACACUGCUCCAGAGAAGUCAACCCUCCGCAUUUACUUCAGCCCCCCUUCAAAGCGCAGAGUCCAGCUGGCUCAGCUGAAGCAAAGCCCAGAAAGUGACCGAGAAUCUGUCGACACGCAGUCUCCCUGGUGCACGCCGCCGACCUCCUUUUCACCGCUCUGUGUGGGCUCUUCAGCGAACCUGAGUGAUGACAUGAAAGAGAUGGCGGCAGGCUGGAGGCAAGCGGGUCACAGCAGCUCACAGGUGAACAGAACGAGACUAGUGGGUCAGGGCGUAGAUGUGGCCUGCUCUGGUACGCACAUGCACAUGAGGCCACAGAUGGUGAGUGUUGGCCUGCAGACAGAAGGACUAGGCCCCACCACUGUGAGAAACAGUCCCUCACGGGUAGUCAACUCCUCUUUGGUGUCUCCCCGCUGUCGUCAUAUCUCCACCUCAUUGGACAGACUAACAAGCAGAACCGACAGGCCCAGACUUUCUACCUCGUCCCCUAAAUUGUACCGAAGUCAGUCUGCAUCUGGUGCAUCGUCGGGGGUGCCAUCCUCUAAUUUGAGCUCCUCGCCUGCAUCUGCCUCACGGGAUCGAAUAUCAAAUGGGUUUCAUCAAAGACACUCUGGCCUUGAGCUGGCCCGCCAAACUAGUCCCAGAGCUGCUGCAGGACAGAACCGCAGCCCUCCUCGCAAUGAGCAUACAGGUCAGAGCCUCAAGCCCCCCAACAAAUCCGCUGGGGGUCUGGUCACUGAGUUCCUGCGCAGGGUGAGUGGUCGGGCAGAAAAAACGGUACCAGGGUCGGGCCAGAAGAUGAAAAGCAACCUGGAGCGUGUUCCCACGAGGCCAUCUACUGCCUCACUAUCGAGGAGCGACAGCGUAACAAGGAUCGUCAACCACAGGUUCAUGAAGCAGAGGGAGGAGAUCAGUGGAGCCCAGCGUGAGGAGAAAAGGAGCACUGGGAGUAACAGUGUAACACACAGCCUGAGCUCCCUCAUGGCAGAUGAUGGAAACUAUGACUGCAGCUCCAGCAGCACCCUGACCUUCUGCUUUGCUCGUCCAUUUCGUUCUACCCCGAGACAAACGUCCAACCAGAGCAAAGUCCUUCGAUACAGAUACCAGACUGCAGCGAGUGCGGCUGCUGAAUCUAGCUGUGAGUGAAGGACGUUCAGCCGCUGAUCACGCCACACAGCUCAGUGCAGUCAGGAUCACAAUGGAAAUGUCUUCACAGACAGGAUGGUGAUGAAAUAGACUUUCUGUGUGUUUAGGUGCACUGUGUUUUAUUUUCUUUGUGGUACAAUUCAUGUCACUCGUCAGUUUUCUACUUCCUAAAUGACAGUACAAAGUUUGAGAACCCCUUGUUUUAUUCUGUAUUUAUUUGCGCAUCCAUCAAUUAAUGUCUUAAUACACCUUUUUAGUCUAUACAAAUAAUAUUUUUAUUUCCUCAUUUUAUCAGCCUCUUGAUCUUCUCUUGACCUUUAAUAUCUGUUCACUUGGACACCAAUAUGCUGCUUUUUUUGUGCGGUUCCCACAAUGCAGGUGUGAAAAACCUGACUGGUGAUUGUGUUUUUGCUGACAGUCUGCCAGAUGUCUCCACUUCCACAAUUCCCUCGGUGUCCAGGAGACCUUUUGAUGCUUUAUAAAAACCACCUUGCUUUGACAAUCCAUCUAGUUAUUCUUUUAGAUGGCUUGCAUGUCCCCUGACAUGAAUUUGGGUUAGCACAAAUGUCCAUGAUAUCAAACACACACAUACAAUAUGUAAUCUACAUCAGCGGUCCCCAACCUUUUUUGACCCGCAGACCGGCUCGUGUUCCCACAAAUCUCCAGCCUGGAGUUCGUUUUUCAGUGAGAGGAUUAUUACAAGUGAUGGAAAUUUCAGCUCUUUUUAGAGAGCCGUUUCUUUUGGCUCGGCUCGCCAAAAAGAGCCAGCUCUUUCGGCUCCCAAGGGGCUCCUCGGAUUUUUUUGUUGUCUUAAAUUAAUUUACUACCAAAUUAUGUGUAUUGUGUACUAUGAAUUACCAAUGUAAAAAAAUACACAAUGAUAUAAAAUUGUAAAAUAUUAUUUUAUAAAAACAAAGACACAUCUCAAUAGACAAAUUAGGUAAAAAUAGGUCCAAUCGCUGCAUGCAAAUUUCUCACGAGCGGAUCGGCUCUCAGAGCACCACGGCGUGUUUCACCCUGCCCCUACCCCGCUCAGUGUGGGCACAGCGGCGCCGCCACACAUCCUGACCAAUGACAUUCGCCUUUAACAGGAAAAAAAAAGAGGAAAAAAACUAAUCGGCUCCCAAUUGGCUCCCGACGCCUGUCGUUUCAUUUCAAAGAGCCGGCUCUUAGAGCCGAUUCGUUCGCGACCGACACAUCAGUAAUUAUUACGUUGCUGUUUGAUGGGUGUGGUAAAAGGCAGUGUGCCAGCAUGGAUUAACUUCAGGUCGUAUACCAACAAGCACAUUAGCACUCAAUAACAUCAUCAAAACUUACCUUUAUGCAUUCCCACAUAGUAUCAGCGUUUGAUACCAAAUAUGAGGUGAAAGAAAAAUGGUAAAAAUACAGUAUAGUAGUCAAUGCAGUGUGGGAGAAAGUUAGCACACUCACAAUGGUGCGUUCAAGGACCGUCGAUCAAAGUGGAUAGAUCGCCGCUCGCAACAAACAACAUAUAGCUGUAAAAACUAUGUAAUUUGUAACUAUAUAAUUUUUAAAUAAAACAAUGGCCCAUAUUUCCAAAAUUCAUAUGCAUUUACAUCAAAUUUGAUGUAGUUAUUGUUGUGGACGGCAGAAGAGAUCGAAGAGAUCUCUACCUAAGCAAGCCCGCCUUCAAUUAAAGGAAGUGCUUUUUAUCGACCAUGAGCAAGCAAGCACAGAAUAAAACCUACUACAACUACGGCUCUAGGGAGGCCGGUCUGUUCAGCGUAACUAUCUAUUCUGAUCAAUAGUGACUCUGUUAUAUAAAAGCACAGUACAUAUACUGUAAAUCUGCUGGCCCUAACAUCUAAUAAGCUGGAUUUCUAUUCUACCUGGUUGGUCUCAAAAACACAUUUAUUUACAGUGGUUGAAUCUGGUCUUGAUCCGUAGAAUGGUGAUCCGGGUCGUCAGGAGCAUCAGCUUUUGGCCCAAAUAACUAUGUAAAUGCAAUUACAGGUCUUGUUCUUCUAUGACCUAGGGUGAGAGGUUACCAGCACAUCACAUGUCCUUGGAAGCUAACAGUGAGUCUUCUGUUGUCUUCUGUACUUCAUCAGAUGCCAGAGGUUGAAAAGAUGGUGCCUCAGGAUUCAGGGCAGGGAUUGGGUCAUUGUUCGUUGAAGUCAAGUUGUCGGUACACCAUCGCUGUGGUUUGGGAGCUGGAGCGCCUUGAGCCACAGUUCUGGAGUGGUUGGUCGGCUUUUGUCACGAACCCGGGCAGAAAAACCAACACAUAGACUCUUAAUUUGAUCAAAAUACCACUUUGGUUUGACUUCCAUUCCACUAGAGAGUGGAGCUGCUGGUCCAGGGAAGGGCUGUCCUGUAUGAAACUCAUAAGGGGAAAAACUGGUGUUAUUGAUGGACAUUCAAAUUCAUUUUGGUCUGCGCACAGAUUUUUGCCAAUUUGUUUUUGAUGUUGUGAUUUUCUCGCUCAACUUUGCCUUGGGAAUGAGGAUGAUAUACAGUCCCAAACUUGUGUUGUAGCCCAAGGGCAGCUUCCAUCUGAGCUAGGUGUUGACUUUUGAAGUGGCUGCCGUUAUCUGAUCGAAUCUUUUUGGGAAACUUUGACUUACAAACUUUCCGCCAGACUCCUAAUGCGGUAUUAUUGAAAAAGGCUCUGCUUUCAAUGUUGGUACAGUGUAUGAGUCUGUCGGGAAGGAUGCAAGAGAUGUCCAAUCCUCAAAAAAGUGUCAUCCCGGACGAGCCCCCAAAUUGUUGUGGACGACAGUCUGAAAAACACUUGAAUGAAUUAACCUCAAUGUCCACGUCGCGGCAUAAAAGACGUCCUAGGAGGAUGACUAGAACAUGUUCCUACCUCAAGCAAGUCACUGCUGACCUUAUAACAUACUAUGAAUUGAUCUAUUGUCUUUCAACCAGGGGGGUCAUGGGAGGUGACUUUGUAAUGCACAAUAUUUAUUCACAUUUGCGCAAAGUUUAACACUUAUAUGGACUAUGACUUUCAUAUGGUCUUUUGAAGUUAAACAGUAAAAAAACAGUAAAAAGCAAAAUGUCUUCAACUGUCUUCACUUUGCUCAUCACCAGCUUUGAGGACGCUUGUUGUGACACAUGUUAAAAAAUAAAAACUAAGUGCUAAGUAGUUAACAAGAUUAUACAUGACUUCAUUACUAUCCCUUUCUCUGAAGUGUGACUAAUUCCUCAGUCAUGUAACCAGCCAACACACUAAAUAUAGCUGCUCUAACAUCACAAUUCUGACAACAAUUCAUUGAUAUUUUACAUAUUGAAAUCGAUAUUCAAUAAGUUUGUGAAUCUGUGGGAGAUGCACUGGCCAAGCACAAGCCCAGACUAAUGUCAAAAGCUAGCAGUACUACCUCCGGCUGCAAGGGGGCACUACACUGAUAAGGCUGACCUUUUAGCAAGUUCCGUUGCUCUUUAAGUGACGUUGUUGAUGCCUAAUAUGGUGGUGCCGGAUGUGCGACCUUCUUCAAUAUGGCGACCGUUUGGGAAAUACAAACAAAUUCCGGGUGUUGUAGAGAUGGAUUCUGUUUUCAUAAGGUUUGAUUCCUAUAACUUCGAGGCGGAUCAAAGGUUUUUGAAUGGCCUACAGACAUUACACUGCGACUCGAGGGAAGGAAGUCAACUACUGGAAGCAAAACUCUUUUUUUUUAACAGGUUUGUUGAGCCCAUAGACCCCAUCAGCUACAAGCAGUGGUCCAGCUCUGGUUUCAAUCACAUGACUCAAACAGCCCGCAGCAUUGAGCCUUCAGCUUGGGGUGAUGCUGAAAGACAAACAGCUGAGAAGUCUGAGGAGUCGCAGGAAAAGCAGCUUUCCUUUGCUGAGGUGAUGCGACUGAUUCACGAAGGAAAAGAAGUUCCUGGGGUGACAAAGCAGGACAUACAGGCAAGCAACCAGACUGAAACUCCAUCGCAAAUGGAAAGAAUACUUAAGCCCUGGGAGGUAGUGUCAUUGUCCAAAUGAUUUCAUUCACUGUGGUGUGUCAUGUAUAUAUUUUUUAUUAAAACCAAUCAUUUCUCAUGUAAAAUUGUGAGCAUGCAAAAUCAAAUGGUACAAAAUGCAUGCAUGCAAAAAGAAGGUUCAAAUAAAGGAUUAAAAGGCAG
Dunckerocampus dactyliophorus (ringed pipefish) is the source of this 7890-nucleotide messenger RNA. RefSeq lists its product as uncharacterized. Gene Ontology annotation, biological process: regulation of autophagy. The transcript is spliced from 11 exons. The record is from RefSeq and is a predicted model, not a curated record. The coding region runs from base 133 to 3798 and encodes 1221 amino acids. Lineage: Eukaryota; Metazoa; Chordata; Actinopteri; Syngnathiformes; Syngnathidae.